AAGAUUGUAAACAGGCACUUUUAUAUUCUAAAUACGCCGGACGGCUAACUGUGGUGACUUGUGACCUCGUCAAACGAUUUACAUAAACAAUGAUUUUAUCGGUAACGUUUUUAUUGAUAAUUGUGAUCAUAUAUUUAUUAAUCACAAGAAAACAUAACUACUGGAAAGUGAGAGGAGUAAAAUAUGAAGUGCCGGCGCCUAUGGUCGGCAGCAUAUGGCGAGUGUUUAGACAAAAUGUCAGCUUGUCUCAGUAUCUCGCAGAAUUGUACCAGAAGUAUCCGAAAGAGAAAUUCGUCGGGUACUUUGGUGGUAGUGCUAUCUCCCUCCUCGUGAGGGAUCCUGAGCUUGUGAAACAUGUUUUAGUGACCGAUUUCCAGUAUUUUUAUCCGAGAGGGUUAAAUACUCAUAAGACAGUGAUAGAGCCGAUGCUGAAGAACCUGUUCUUCGCGGACGGAGAUUUGUGGAAGCUGCUGCGGCAGAGGAUGACGCCCGCCUUUACAUCCGGCAAGCUGAAGGCGAUGUUCCCUCUGAUCGUGGAGAGGACUGAGCGGCUGCAGCGAACCGCCGCCGCCGCCGCGGAGCGAGGCGCGGAGGUGGACGUGCGCGACCUCAUGGCGCGCUACACCACAGACUUCAUCGGCGCCUGCGGCUUCGGCAUGGACACAGACUCCAUCACUGACAACAAAUCCCCGUUCCGAGAUCUGGGAAAGCGUAUUUUUACUCCAACCCUGAAAGCGGCUAUCAGCUCAUUUCUAAAGUGGACUUUCCCAGAAAUAUUCAAGCAUUUGCACAUAACAGCCUCUGAUGUCACGAGAGAUACGAUUGAUUUGGUAAAAACCAUCAUGCGGGAGAGAAAUUACAAGCCUGUUGGGAGAAACGACUUUAUAGAUUUGCUUUUCGAGUUGAAAGCGAAGGGGGUUAUAUAUGGCGAUUCUUUGGAGAAGAGAAAUCCUGAUGGGACGCCGCAGACGGUAGAGUUGGAGCUGGACGAGCUGCUGAUGGCAGCGCAGGUGUUCGUGUUCUUCGCGGCGGGGUUCGAAACGUCCUCGUCGGCGACCAGUUACACGCUGCACCAGCUCGCACUUCACCCUGAACAGCAGACCAAGUGCCAGCAGGAGAUCGAUGAAGUGCUUGCACGACAUGACGGAAAAUUAUGCUACGAUGCUGUCAAAGAGAUGAAGUAUCUACACAUGUGUUUUAAAGAAGGCAUGCGAAUGUUCCCGUCCCUAGGCUUCCUCGUUCGACAAUGUGUGAGGCCAUACACGUUCCCAGGAACAGACGUAACCAUCGACGGUGGCGUGUACGUGUUGGUGUCCGUGCAGGGGCUGCACAACGACGAGCAGUACUUCAAGGAUCCGGAACAGUUCCGGCCGGAGCGGUUCGGCGAGGGGGCGCCUUCUAUACCUAACCACGUGUAUCUCCCGUUUGGGGAAGGACCUCGAGCGUGUAUAGGUGAGCGUCUGGGCCUGAUGCAGUCGCUGGCGGGGCUGGCGGCGCUGCUGCGCCGGUGCUCGGUGGCGCCCUCUGCCAACACCCGCGCGCCCCGCGUCGACCCUGCCUCAUUUGUAGUUCAGAACAUACAUGGGGGACUACCACUGUUAUUGAUACCGAGGAAAACAGCCAAAUUUCGUUUGAUCAUGUACUAUUGGGCAAUAAGGGGGGUCAGACAUGAGAAAUAUUUUCCUUUAUUUGGAACCAUAUUUCGGGUUAUCACGCAACAAAUCUGUUUGUCACAGUACGUCGCAGAAUUGUACCAGAAUUAUCCCAAGGAACAGUUAGUCGGAUUCUCCAUUUGUGGAAUGAAUGCCCUCGUUGUGAGGGACCCUGAACUUAUCAAACAAGUUUUAACGACUGACUUCCAGAUCUUUUAUCCGAGAGCUCUAAAUCCGAACAAGAGAGUGAUAGAACCGAUGUUCAAGAACUUGUUCUUCGCGGACGGAGAUCUGUGGAAGCUGCUGCGGCAGAGGAUGACGCCCGCCUUCACGUCCGGCAAGCUGAAGGCGAUGUUCCCUCUGAUCGUGGAGAGGACCGAGCGGCUGCAGCGCACCGCCGCCGCCGCCGCGGAGCGCGGCGCGGAGGUGGACGUGCGCGAUCUAAUGGCGCGCUACACCACAGACUUCAUCGGCGCCUGCGGCUUCGGCAUCGACACUGACUCCAUCAACGACGAUACGUCGACUUUCCGCCAAUUAGGUAAAAGCAUUUUCAACCCAACAAAAAAACAAAUGAUAAUUUCUGGACUAAAGUGGGUAUUCCCAGAAAAAUUUAGGCAUCUUCGUGUAUUACCGUUACAUAUUGAACAAACUACGCUUGCGUUGGUGAAAGGUAUCAUGAUGAAAAGAAAUUACAAGCCUUCAGGCAGAAAUGACUUUAUUGAUCUGCUUUUGGAAUUAAAAGAGAAAGGUACCAUUGUUGGAGAGUCGUUGGAAAGCAGAAAUGACGGGUCACAGACAGCUCAGUUGGAGAUAGACGAGGUCCUGAUGGCAGCGCAGGUGUUUGUGUUCUUCGCGGCGGGGUUUGAGACGUCCUCGUCAGCGACUAGCUAUACUCUGCACCAGCUGGCACUAAACCCUGACAAACAGAUCAAGUGCCAACAGGAGAUCGACAAUAUACUCGCUAGAUAUGACGGAAAACUCUGUUACGACGCCGUCAAAAAGAUGAAGUACUUAGAAAUGUGUUUCAAAGAGGGUAUGCGAAUGCUUCCAUCUUUAGGCUUCCUCAUCCGUCAGUGCGUAAGACCAUACACGUUCCCCGGUACUGACGUGAGCAUAGACGCCGGUGUGUACGUGCUGGUCUCCGUGCAGGGCCUGCACAACGACGAGCAGUAUUUCGAUGCACCGGACCAGUUCCGACCGGAGCGUUUCAGUGAAGGCGCAAACAUCCCUAAACAUGUUUACCUGCCUUUCGGCGAAGGACCUCGGGCUUGUAUAGGUGAGCGUUUGGGCCUGAUGCAGUCGCUAGCGGGGCUUGCGGCGCUGCUGCGCCAAUGCUCGGUGGCGCCCUCUGCAGGCACCCGCGCGCCCCGCGUCGAUCCUGCGUCUUUCAUAGUACAGAACAUAGAAGGCGGACUACCGCUUUCAUUGGUGACUCGCAAGAUCCAAUCAGAUGUUCAUGUGAAAUCAUUUUAACGUCCGCCCAGAAAU
Cydia strobilella is the source of this 3140-nucleotide messenger RNA. RefSeq lists its product as uncharacterized. Gene Ontology annotation, molecular function: monooxygenase activity; iron ion binding; oxidoreductase activity, acting on paired donors, with incorporation or reduction of molecular oxygen. Lineage: Eukaryota; Metazoa; Arthropoda; Insecta; Lepidoptera; Tortricidae. The coding region runs from base 90 to 3125 and encodes 1011 amino acids. The transcript is spliced from 6 exons. The record is from RefSeq and is a predicted model, not a curated record.